Molecule: messenger RNA, 1842 nt
Organism: Myotis myotis
Lineage: Eukaryota; Metazoa; Chordata; Mammalia; Chiroptera; Vespertilionidae
Product: serine protease 58-like
Exons: 6
Coding region: 156-950 (264 amino acids)
Biological process (GO): proteolysis
Molecular function (GO): serine-type endopeptidase activity
Source: RefSeq, a predicted model, not a curated record
UUCAAUCUCAUGUCCAAUACCUGCCCCUUGGAUCAAAGACCAUACUCUGGGAAUUCUGUCUCCACUGUAACCCACAAGAAAGUGACCUGAGCUUCCAGGUGGUCAGGCCGGUUGAGCAGUUCCUCCCUUCCCAGGUCUUCUCACUGGAAGAGGCUAUGGAGACAGCAGAUAGGAACCACCUCUUUCUAGUCUUCACCUUUUUGGCAGUGACAGCAAUAACAGCAACAAACGUAACACCAAUGCCAGCACAAAAAAAAUUAGCUCAGCAAUUCAAUCAGUUGAGCAUCAAAACUGCACCAACUUUUUUUAUUUUCCUGAAGUCAGAACAUGAGUCUUGUUUGGGGACCCUGAUCCACCAUCAAUGGGCUCUCACUGCAGCCCACUGCUUCUUGCCAUUUCUUGAGAUAGAUAUUGCUGCUUCAAGUGAUGAGGGUUUCUUAAAAACUGGGGGGAACUUAAGAGCCAUGCUUACUGUCCAACACCCAAAUUUCACCCGGGAUUCUUCUGAGCAUGACCUCAUGCUUGUCAAGUUGACACAGCCCCUAAAGCCCAAUGACGAGGUGAAGCUGGUCGAUCUGCCCAGUACCAUGGAGGACAGAAGAGAGGACACGUGCACUAUUUCUGGCUGGGGGUGGGCCUGGAAGAAUUUCGAGACAGAUCCUGAUAUCGAGGUAAACCAGACUGUCUUUUGGUUCUCUAAUGAAAACUGCCAAGAGUCUCCAAUAAGGAAAUUUCCUGUCAAAAUCACAGAGAACAUGUUCUGUGCGGGGUCAUCUCUGGAGAGCACACACUCCUGUAAGGAAAUAGAUGCUGCCCCAAUCCUGUGCCAAAACCAGCUCCAAGGGAUCCUCUCCUGGGCAGAGGGGUGCAUUCUGAGAGGUGAUAUUGGCUACUACACCAAGGUUUCCCACUACACAGACUGGAUUCUCAGGGUCAUCCGUACCAACUGAGCUCUCUGUAGUCCCUCUCCCUCUAACCUCAGAACAAGAUGGGAACUUGGCUGCAAGAAGUUUUCUGUUCCUUCCGUUCUCUUGACUUCUCUUGUCCUUUCUCAGUCCCAGCUUGAAUGAUUAUCAAAGAACUUGAGCUGGAUACUAUUCUCAUAAACGGGAUAACUUCUCACUACUCCCUUCCUCUCCUCCAACUUCCUACUUACCUGCCGUGGUUUCCCCAGACUUUUCUGGAGCUGUUCUCCACCCACCGCCCUUCAGACGACAUGUAGGCCCCAGGAAUGUGACAGUGAGAUUGUGGGCAGCUCGGUGGUGCCUCCUUUUGUCUGACAUCAUUAGUGUUAGUCAGGGUCUGUGCCUCUCACCCCAUCGUAUCUAGUAAGGCUGCAGUAAAUGCAGGAUGUUAAAUAGGCUGUUAGAAACAUAAUUAUUAAAAACAGAGGCUAUCAUUUUAUGAAAGCAACAAGUAUAAGGGUUUCAAAAAGGUUAAGAGUUGAGGGAAUGGGGAGAGGAGUUAAAUGGGUCAGACCACCAACAGGAAAGGAGGGAUCAUCUGAGAGACCUUUCUAAAUGCUAAGCACAGAGAAAUCUAAGGUGGCCGGAAUGAGAUUACCAGAAAAACAGGGAAAUACUGAAACUUACAUGACUAUAAUUGUGUCCCUGUGUGUGUGUGUAAGUGGGAAAAUAUACAUUUGUGUGUAUAGAUUGGAAGGGGUUGUGCACAGAAUGAGCCAUUGUUUUAGGGCAGGGAAAUAUUGGCCUGGUUUGUGAAAGAUGGAUAAAAGAGGUGGUUGGGAGUGUGGGCAUGUUUUUUUUUCUUAAAAAAAUUUUUUUUAUUGAUUUCAGAGAGGAAGGGAGAGGGAGAGAGAGAGAGAGAAACAUCAAUGAUGAA